Molecule: messenger RNA, 486 nt
Organism: Hypoxylon trugodes
Lineage: Eukaryota; Fungi; Ascomycota; Sordariomycetes; Xylariales; Hypoxylaceae
Exons: 4
Coding region: 1-486 (161 amino acids)
Source: RefSeq, a predicted model, not a curated record
AUGGCCACUUCGGAACAAGCUACCACUCCACCAGGCGUCAGUGGUAUUGACUCCCCCACAAUAGAGAUUGACUUUCUACAAGCCUACUAUUAUAUCAAGAAAAAACUCGACAAGGAGUUCAUAUUUUGUAACUGGAAUUAUGUGGUAAUAGAGGCUACUCGAAUGUGUAUCGGUCCUUGGAACAAGAAACAAAGUGCUUGCUGGGUUUUUACCAAAUUGCUGGAUGCGAUUUGGACUUUAACAUUUGGUCGAGUAAAUGGCCCUUCACCAUGGGAUGAUCUGCUCAAAGAACUCUACGUCGGUGAAAGCAACGGUGGAGAAGAUUAUCUACUCGACGUAGAUGAUUGGCGCGAAAUCAUUUACGUCUCAAUGGAGUAUAUGAUGCGCGAGAAGCUCAGAGAAGAAUCUCCUAUGAGGAUUCCGACACCCGAAGACCACACACCCGACUCAGAAGCCGAACUAUCAAAGCACCCAUCUACCUACUAA